AUGUCUCCUGAAAAAUCAAAAGACAAAGAGGAUUUUGAAGGGAUGACUGGUGAUAUGUCUGACAAACAUGAAAACUCAGUUGAGAAAAAGGAUCAAUCCACUGACAUAGUAAAUAUAGAGGAUUUGGACUCUGAUGAUGUACCCAUUGGUCAAAGACUAGCUCCAGGAAUAACUAAAAGAUUGAAGAACAAAAAAGGUCAAUUUGUUGAAUCCUUUAGCACGCCCUCCAAAUCUCUCAGGAAAAGAGCUAGUGUUGGCCCUAUAAAAAGAUGGAGCAAGGUUAUCACUCACGUUUCUAAGAAGAAAUCCAUUAAGAGGAAGGAAGUUCCUUCUGAGUCUAGUGAUUCUGACCAUGACGUCGAACACAAUGGAACCAUCAAUUUGUCAGUUGUAGUUGUCUACCCAGAUUUGGAGAAGUUCGACAAGAGGAACACUUACCAGUACAAACUUAGAGACUCUAAGUUUGAUGAACUAAGGAAGCUUGGUGAUUUCUUGAUUGAUGACCAUAAAAUGGCCUUCAAGAAGGCAUAUGGUAAUUUGGUAGGGGUUCUGUCUACUAAGGAAGAUACAAGAUUGAUCCUCACUUUCGCACAAUUCUAUGAUCCCACUUUGCAUUAUUUCACAUCCCAGGAUUUUCUUAUGGCUCCCACGCUAGAAGAAUUUGCUCACUUACUUCAUCUACCGGUUAAAGAUAAGUUGCCUUACAUGAACGAUGAUAGUUUCCCAGAUUCUGCUGUGAUUGCACAAGCCCUGCAUCUGAAGAUAGAUUUGAUUGAUUCUAGCUUUUGGGUCAAAGGUAAUGCCAAGGGUUUUCCGUCCAAGUUUUUGUUCGAGAAAGCCACUUUAUUUGCUAAUAGUGGAAGUUGGGAUACCUUUUAUGCUAGUUUUUCCUUGCUUAUCUAUGGUUUGGUGCUAUUCCCGGGUGUUGAAGGGUUCAUUGACAAAGUCACCAUCACCAUUUUUAUCUCCAAGAUUCCAGUGCCCACGUUGUUAGUUUAUGUUUUCCUCUCCUUCCAUUGGAGAAAUAUGAAGAAAGGUUGGAAUAUUAACUACUGUAUCCCUAUACCCCAUAAGUGGAUCCUAACCCACAUUCAAAAGAGAGGGUCGUUUGCUGAUAAUGUUGGAGUAUUGAAAUGGCCGCAUAGGUUGAUGUCUUUGAAUACUGGUGAUGUUAUCUGGUAUAGUCAUGAUUAUAGUAGGGUUGAACCAAUCUUUCAUUGUGGGGAUUUCCAAAAUGACCAUCUUAUCAGUACUAAAGGGGGUUGA
This is a messenger RNA of Lathyrus oleraceus (garden pea), 1266 nucleotides long. RefSeq lists its product as uncharacterized. The record is from RefSeq and is a predicted model, not a curated record. The transcript is spliced from 2 exons. The coding region runs from base 1 to 1266 and encodes 421 amino acids. NCBI's taxonomy places the organism in Eukaryota, Viridiplantae, Streptophyta, Magnoliopsida, Fabales, Fabaceae.